UCUCAUGCGCUGUCCACCGCGUUCAUUACCGACACAGCACCGGAUAACGGGAUAGAGGAAUUAACCAGAGUGACGCUAGUCUUUAUUGUGUGGUUUUGUUCGGGAGCCCUCUAAGUUAAGAGGGCGUUACGUUUGAAUUUCACUGUUGCGUUAUACUGAGCUAGGUUAUAGGCGUUAGCAAGAUAACGUUAAACGGCAGAUAAUACAGGGGGUGCAACUUCACGUGAAGUAGCAUAUCCAAUGGUCGACUGAGUUUUCCAAACGUGCCCCAGAUGUCCCCGGUCGUCUUGUCCAUCCUGCUCUUCUCAAAUAAAUACCGUCUCUUCCCCGGAAUAAAUCUAAAUCACCGUCUCGUCCUGUGAAGAGGGACUGCGCUUCCCGCUAGCUUUUCAGCAAAGACGACAUCAGUCUAGUAACGCUGGCGUGAACCCAGUACGUGUCGGGAGAGGGAUCAAAAUGUUGGCUGAGUCGAGGAAGCCUCCCGGAGUCAACGGACCCGUGUUGCCCGGGCUGUGACUGAGCUCUAACGGGCCGCUAUCUCACCGGACGGGAACGGAGUCUACGCAGCCCUGUCCUGAUGGUUCUGUCGGUGUGGAACAUGUGGCGCCUCCUGCUGGCGGGGUCGGUGUUCUUCCCCGGCCUCUUCCUCGUCUGCAAGCUCCUCCUCCUCAAGCUCCAGCGCUGGGCAGAGGGAGACGCCGUCAUGGUCUCCGCCAGAGUGGUCUCCUCCAUUCAGGCCAUAAUGGCCUCCUCAGCUGGCUACAUCAUCGCUUCCUCCUGCCAGGACAUCGUGGAGGAUCAGCAUUGGCUGACGAGCGCCUACAUCCUGUUUGCGGUGCCGUAUUUUGCGUACGACAUCUAUGCCAUGUUCCUGUGCCACUGGUACAAGACCCAGGUCAAAGGUCACGAGGCCACGCCCCUCAGCGCCGCUAUUGGCUACCUGCGCCGGGAGUUCCUCAUGGUGCUGCACCACGUCGUCAUGGUGCUCGUCUGCUUCCCCGUGUCUGUGUUCUGGCGGCAGGGGAAAGGGGACUACUUCCAGGGCGUGAUGUUCCUUGCUGAGAUGAGCACUCCGUCCGUCUGCCUCGGGAAGAUCCUCAUACAGUAUAAGCUGCAGCACACCCUCCUCCAUAAAGUCAAUGGAGUUCUCAUGUUGGUAACUUUCUUCAUCUGUCGAGUUGUUCUGUUCCCCUACCUCUACUACGCAUAUAGCAGGUAUGCCUCCAUCCCUCUGUACUUGGUGCCGCUGUGGGUUCCGUGGCAGUGCAAUGCCGGCGCUUUCCUGCUGAUGGCGCCGCAGGUCUACUGGUUCUGCCUCAUCUGCAGAGGAGCCUUCAGACUCUUCACCCGGGCCCAGCAGCACACACACACACACACACACACACACACACCAACACUCACGCCGCCCGCCAACGGAUACAAACCUCUCACACACUGAGUCCAGCACACACACACACACACACACACACACCAACAGACAUAAGCCACUACACACACACACACACACACCCUGAGCCCAAACACAGGAGUGACAAUUCGAGACUGCUGGGAUGAAGACAGAGAGAAAGAGGAACCAACACAGAGAGAAGAGAGCGAGAGAUGCAGAGAGGGAGAGAGAGAGAGAGAGAGGGAUGGAGAGAGAGGUGUGUGACCGCUCUGCAUGGUAUCCUCUUGGCCUCCUGGUGGUGGUGUGGGGAACUGCUCUCCUCCACUGAUCCCAUGCUCUGCAGGAACACACAGUUAGCGUGCCAGUUGGACCCAUUGGCCGUGUGUGUGUGUGUGUGUGUGUGUGUGUGUGUGUGUGUUUAAAUGUUCAUGUAGAGUUUGUUAUUAGUUUAUUUAUGUAUUUAUUUAUGGAGGGAUUACACAAACGUGAGGCAGGUAGUGACCAUGUAGCUGUGAUAAGCUGACCAGAACCGAACCGAACCCAAACGGAACACUGACCAGAACCAAACGGAACACUGAUCAGAACCAAACGGAACCCAAACUGAGCACUGACCAGAACCAAACGGAACCCAAACUGAGCACUGACCAGAACCAAACGGACCGGACCACGUGGCAUUAAGGGAACCUUGAUAACUGACAGCCAACUUCCGGCAAAGCAGCAGGGGCGGGGCUUAAUCGGAACUCUUGGGGCACCCGGGGUCAGAGGUCACCUGCUGCCCCCCCCCCCCCCCCCCUCUAGCUCCGGCCCGGCGGGACUGCGUCAGACACACGCCCUAAGAAAGGGGCGGAGCUAAACAGUGUUGAGACGUCUUCCAUGUUGUUUGUGUUUAGUGUAGCUGCUGUUGUUUAUUGUUUGUCUUAUUUAUUUAUUGUAGGUGCUGAAUGUAGGCCUGUGGAACCAGCACCGCCGCUAAUAAACUGCUGGCUCCUG
This is a messenger RNA of Sardina pilchardus (European sardine), 2377 nucleotides long. Its product is annotated as ceramide synthase-like. The record is from RefSeq and is a predicted model, not a curated record. Lineage: Eukaryota; Metazoa; Chordata; Actinopteri; Clupeiformes; Clupeidae. Gene Ontology annotation, cellular component: membrane; endoplasmic reticulum. Gene Ontology annotation, molecular function: sphingosine N-acyltransferase activity. The coding region runs from base 578 to 1438 and encodes 286 amino acids. The transcript is spliced from 8 exons. Gene Ontology annotation, biological process: ceramide biosynthetic process; lipid homeostasis.